CCUACCUGACACUUCCUGUGCCUUAAAUGUUUCGCUGUUUUUGUCAGCGUGACAUAUGUGUAUCUCUCUGCCAUGUUUGUGUACAUCUUUAGCGUAAAUGUUUAUACUUAUAAACACACAAGGUCAGCCUCACGCUGUGGAAUAAUCAUCUGACGCGCAUAUACUGGAUUAUACGGGUUUAAUGGAUUAACGUUACUGGAGGAUGAAUAUGAUUGUUUCGUCUUCUCAUUGAUUCAGAUCAAACACAAAGAACCACAGAUGGGCUGUGUCUUCAUUUUUUUGGUGCAGAAACUCAAAUAGUUCAACCACUAGAGGUAUGGAUGAAAUGUCUUAUAUGGGGUCUGGCUAAGGGUCGCUGUUGCCCUGGCGUCUGCACCCCAUGCCUCCAGCAUGUACCGUAGAAACGGCCUAUCGGAUGGCACCAGCAUUAGCUCUGCCUCCUCUGAGGACAGUAAGAGCUUAGCGUCGGUGGACGGGCUGAGCGCUGACUACGCCAAGAGCUACGACGCCGUCGUGUUUGAUGUGCUAAAAGUGACGCCGGAGGAGUUUGCGAGCCAAAUUACCCUGAUGGACGCCCCUGUGUUUAAGGCCAUACAGCCCGAGGAGCUUGCUAGCUGUGGCUGGAACAAAAAGGAGAAACAUAAAUUGGCUCCUAAUGUUGUCGCCUUCACACGGAGGUUCAACCAGGUCAGCUUCUGGUUAGUGCGAGAGAUCCUCACCGCUCAGACGCUGAAGAUUCGUGCAGAGAUCCUGAGCCACUUCGUGAAAAUCGCAAAGAAACUUCUGGAGCUGAAUAACCUGCAUUCGCUGGUGUCUGUGGUCUCGGCACUGCAGACUGCUCCCAUCUUCAGACUGAGCAAGACCUGGGCGUUGAUCAGCAGAAAAGACAAGGCCACGUUUGAGAAGCUGGACUACCUGACAUCUAAAGAAGAGAACUACGCCAGAAUGAGGGAGUAUAUCAGAUCGCUCAAGAUGGUGCCCUGCAUCCCUUAUCUCGGAAUCUACCUGCUGGACAUGAUUUACAUUGACUCGGCCUAUCCUGCCUCUGACAGCAUCAUCGAGACAGAGCAGCGGACCAAUCAGAUGAAUAAUAUCCUCCGGGUGAUCUCUGACCUGCAGAUGUCCUGUACAUACGAUCACCUUGUGGUCCUGCCUCAUGUGCAGAAGUACUUGAUGUCUGUUCGCUACAUUGAGGAACUUCAAAAGUUUGUGGAAGACGACAAUUUCAAACUGUCCUUGAAAAUUGAACCAGGGAACAGUUCACCACGCAUGGCCACGUCUAAAGAAGAUCUCGCAGGUCCGUCUGAGGUGUCUUUGUCCGUGCGGUACAGUCGACGGCCGACUUGCCCUGAUGCUACGGCGGGGGUCCAUGUUCCCACGCCGCCUCCCUCACGACACCGGAAAAGCCACAGUCUGGGCAACGCUAUGAUGUGGCAGUUUGGUGUCGUGGAGAGCAAAAGUGCCACGUUUCCCAUCGAGAAACCACGUCACCUGCUGGAUGAUAGUUUUCUGGAGUCACAGAGUCCAGCCCGGAACAACCCACAGAGCUCAUCGGUGUCCAACGGCGUAUCUAUAGGCAGCAGUCAGAGUUCAUUUUGUGAUGAUCUUUCUCCAGGAGUCGAGAGGGGGCGCUUGUAUGCCACUCUGGGCCCUAACUGGAGGGUUUCUCAUCGCAACUGCCCCCGACGUCACGUCCAUGCCCACAGUACGUCAGUAGCAGAACGGAGUGCGAGUCGUGGAGGGUGCGGUGAUGUCACAAUAGAGGGUCCUUUAAAGAGGAAGACCCUGCUAAAGGAAGGACGCAAACCCAAGCUCUCUUCAUGGACGCGGUUCUGGAUCACGCUGUCUGGAUCCAGUCUGAUGUUCUACGCAUCGAAAGCUCUGAGAGCCACAGACCGAAAACAUUUCAAGUCGUCACCCUGUAAGAAAGUGUCAGUUUUGGGCUGGAUGGCAGUUCUGCCGGAUGACCCGGCGCAGCCCAACAUCUUUCAGCUGAAUGAUCCUGACCGAGGGAAUGUUUACAAGUUUCAGACUGGAGAUCGGUUCUCUGCCAUCAUGUGGCACAAGAACCUGCAGGAGGCGUGUCGGAGACGACCACCUCAGAUACCAGCGAAUCUCAUGUCGUUCGAAUGAACAGACUCGUGUGGCGCUCAAUGUUUAUAAUGUGCCAAAGGUCUAGAGAGAGCGAGAGCAGAUGCACUUUGACGCUGAAGAAUUCACUGAGCCAAACUCUUUCUCCAGAGCUUCAGUGCUCGAUGAUGUCCAACUCACGUGAAGAUGUUUGUCACAGAUUCGCAUUCGGGAGGAAAUGAGGGGUGGGGUUUUUGGAAGACACGCCCCCUCCCAGCUCUGUGUCAACACAACUUGGUUAUGUUUUGGAAAUUGAAACUGAGAAGGCCGUGAGCCCGCUGGAGCCUCUCCAGCACACAAGACUAAAACAGCUGGAAUAUUUUAGCACUCUGAGCCGUGAACAAACAGCACAAACUUUAUUAAACCAGUCUGAUGCAGUGAGCCGGUGAAGUUUAGCUUCGGUUGAGAGUGUUUAUACAUCUGUAAUCUUCACAUUUUCUCUUAUUCUAGACGGUCGUUUGUGUGUGUGCGUGUCAGUGUGUGUUGGCAGGUUAAUGGAUGUUUGAUGGUGUUUCAGUUUUAGACAUUUUACGCGCAUGAAAUCUUGUUUUUGGCUUGAAGUAUUACAGUUUGAAUUCUUACAACUUUUGACAAAUGAAAAGUUCGACAAAGCAAAAGGUUUGUGUUUAUCCCCUCAGUUUUAUUGAAGGGGUUUCUUUAACAUGAACUAAAAUACAAAAGCAGCCAUUUUUACUAGAUGAGCUUAUUUGUGUAGUAAUCUUUUGAUUCAUUGAAACCUCUUAUCAUUUGUAAAUGCUUCGAUCACUGUAGACCUGUCCAGAACAUGUCUGUGAUAUUUCACCCCAAAAUCAAAAUAAAUGAUAUUUUGAUGAAGGUAAAUGAAGAAUUUAGACCAUUAAGAUUUUACCCAGUUCAACAGAUACUCGUUUUCAUGGCUGUAAUGUAAAAAAAAUGAUGUAGUUAAAUGUGUACAGAUUGUAUUAUUUAUUGUAAACGAUCAUUUUCAUUUAGGGGAAAUCAAUAUUAAUGGUCAAGAUUGUAUAUUAUCAUGAUGAGAAUCGCCAGAGUGUGAAACUUAAACUCUUAAAACAUUUUCUUGACGCAAAUUUAAUUUCCAGUUUGGAUUUUGGGGUGAAAUAUGUUGUAGACUGCUGUCAGUCAAAUAUGAAUAAACACUUACGUGUGUAAUUAUCUGACAUGACAGAAAUCUAUUAUUUAAUGUGUAUGUCAAUGUCUGUGAAUGUUAACCAUCUGACAGAAGCGCACAAAACAAUGUUUUCGAGUUUAGCGUGGAUCUGAAAUGAGUGAAGGAAUAGCAUUGGUCACUAAUGUGUUUGUUUGUAAAUGUUUGUUAUGUGCAAUGAUUCUAUUGAGGUUUUGUCUGUGUUCUCUGAAUGAGCUCUUAGAGAGAUGAUGUCGCGUGUGCCACUGUAGGAGAAUGAUACUGUAAAAACAUAAGCUUUAGAAAAUCAGACACCUGCUUUGCUUUACUGGGUUGCCAUUACAGGAAUAUUUCAGCAAAAAAAAUGUAAUUUUUGCUCAAGUCAUAUAUGUAAAUAAUGACUAAACUUUCAUUUUUUGGGUGAAAUAUUCCUUUAAAGUGAAUUGCUUGCCGGUGUAAAUAUUUCAGCUUCACAAUCUGAUAGUGAUUGAGUUAUUUGUCGAAAGUAUUAUUAUUUUUUUAAGUUUUCAUCUAUGUUAGAAUUAAGCCAGCAUGUCACAAACUUUUAUAGGGAAACCUUUUUUUGUUCUGUUUUGAUUUGUAUUUACAGACAUACAGAAACUGUUGAUCUUGUUUUUGCAUUGAAACGCAGACACAUGUACAGAUGCACUGCAUGUACCUUCAGUUUUUUCUGCUGUAACUGAAUUUGAAUCCGUGAAUUGUGUACAUACUUUGCUAAAUUAUUUCUUUUCAAUGUAGUCGAUUGUGUUUAAUCGGCUAUCAAUAGCUGAGUCUCCAGUAAAACCAUUAAAUGCCAGUGAAAGUACUCAUGUCUUGAUGCACAUUUACUGGUUCAUUUUGAUAUCCAAAGGAGCGUGGUCUUGGGUUAAAGCUAUGUUUUUAUUGUUCUGCAUUGGUGUACAGCAUCCUCUAGUGGCAUCAGCCUGUCUACUCGGACUAUUAUUCUUUUCAAUCAUUUUUCUAAUGUAGAUUUAUAGAAGUUACUGACACGACUGCAGGUUAUUGAGCAUGGAUUGCAGAUCAAAGAAGUUUGUUUAUUGUUUAUUUAAGGUCAUGUUACAUGUAUGUAAUCUUAUUUAAGCACGUCUCUUCUCACACUUCCAUGAAAUUGAUUUUUAUUCUCUCUUCUAGCUUUCUCACUCUUUUGCCAGCUAAAGACUAUUACUUCCUCAUACUCUCACUUUCUGUUUAAUGUCAUAAGCACAAAUCAUUUCAAAGAUGGAAGAGUUAAGAAAUUAAAAGGUUUGAAUCGUGA
This is a messenger RNA of Triplophysa rosa, 4529 nucleotides long. Its product is annotated as ras-specific guanine nucleotide-releasing factor RalGPS1. The record is from RefSeq and is a predicted model, not a curated record. The transcript is spliced from 21 exons. The coding region runs from base 391 to 2133 and encodes 580 amino acids. NCBI's taxonomy places the organism in Eukaryota, Metazoa, Chordata, Actinopteri, Cypriniformes, Nemacheilidae. Gene Ontology annotation, molecular function: guanyl-nucleotide exchange factor activity. Gene Ontology annotation, biological process: positive regulation of GTPase activity; Ras protein signal transduction. Gene Ontology annotation, cellular component: plasma membrane.